This is a messenger RNA of Ochlerotatus camptorhynchus, 3327 nucleotides long. RefSeq lists its product as uncharacterized. Bases 1 to 3327 code for a protein of 1108 amino acids. Gene Ontology annotation, molecular function: nucleic acid binding. Gene Ontology annotation, biological process: DNA integration. The record is from RefSeq and is a predicted model, not a curated record. Lineage: Eukaryota; Metazoa; Arthropoda; Insecta; Diptera; Culicidae. The transcript has a single exon.
AUGAAGAAGUCCGCCGCCGCGAAAUCUGACUCUCGAUCGACGAACAAACCACAUUUGGUCCAGACAAAUUACGUGGACCAAUCUGGUGAUCGUCAAACCGUCGGGAGUGCGGUAGUGCGUGAAGUUUGUACGGUCGAAUCGACGUCGCGUUGCAAGAAACUCGUGCUGGACGUGUCCGUGAACGGAAAGUACAUUCGAUUUGAAGUAGAUACUGGUUCGCCGGUCAGUAUCAUCAGUGCGGAAUGCCGGAACCGACUGUUUCCAACUACGCGGUUGCGUGAGUGUGAUACGAGCUUGGUUAACUAUUGCAAUACCAGCAUCGACGUGCUAGGUAUACUUGACGCGCGUGUGGAAUUCGCGGGAAAAACAAUAACGAUGCCGUUGUACGUUGUGAAUUCCGGGAAGCACCCGUUGCUAGGCCGUGAGUGGCUGAAGGAGAUGCCGGUGGACUGGAAUAACAUGUUCCAGGGGUCGAGUGUUGUGAAUACGAUUGCUGCUACUAUUUCCCCGCGUCGUGAUGCUGCAUUGGAGGAGGUUCUGGGGAAAUAUCCGAAGGUUUUCGAGGACUCGAUCGGAAAGAUUUCCCACGUUCAAGCUAACCUACCAUUGAAGAACGGUGCUCGGCCGGUGUUUCUUAAGGCAUGGAAGAUGCCUUUCAACAUGCUGAAAGCGGUUGAGGACGAAUUGGAGAAACUGGUUGCAGAGGGUGUGCUCACGAAAGUUAACUCCAGUAACUGGGCAACACCGAUUGUGCCUGUGAAGAAGUCACAGAACCGGGUAAGGAUUUGCGGAGACUACAAGCAGACCGUGAACCCGAACCUCGUGGUGGACAAGCAUCCACUGCCUACUGUGGACGAGCUGUUUGCUUCACUAGCGGGAGGAAUGAAGUUCAGCAAGAUUGAUCUCGUCCAAGCGUACCUGCAACUGGAAGUGGCUCCAGAAGAUCGUGAAAUACUCACACUUAGUACUCACCGUGGUCUUUACCGCCCGAAUCGGCUGAUGUACGGUGUCGCAUCGGCACCAGCUAUCUGGCAGUGGCAGAUGGAGGCCCUACUGCAAGGCAAUGAUGGAGUAAGCGUUUUCCUGGAUGACAUCAAGAUCACGGGUGAAAACGAUGAAGUUCAUUUGCGUCGGCUGGAGGAGGUACUUCGGCGACUGAAUGAAUGCGGAAUUCGGGUGAACAAGGAUAAGUGCGAGUUCUUUGUGGACAAGAUUGAGUACUGCGGUUACUCGAUCAAUAAGGAAGGGAUCCAUAAGAUCCGAAAAAAGGUGCAAGCAAUCCAGGAAAUGCCAAGGCCGAUGAACAAGGACGAAAUUCGGUCAUUCGUCGGAUUUGUAAAUUACUACGGGCGGUUCUUUGAGAACCUGAGUACGGUCCUGUAUCCGCUUAACAACCUACUGAAGAACGAUGUUCCAUUCAGAUGUACCAACCAAUGCGAAGAUUCUUUCAAGAAAGUGAAGGAACAGAUGCAGUCCGACAACUGCCUUGUCCACUAUUCUCCAGAACUUCCACUGCUGCUUGCUACGGACGCUUCACCCUACGGAGUAGGAGCUGUGCUGAGUCACGUGUACUCAGAUGGCACGGAACGUCCAAUCCAGUUCGCGUCCCAGACCCUGAACCGUGUGCAGCAGAAUUAUAUGCAGGUGGACAAAGAGGCGUACGCCAUAAUAUUCGGCGUGAAGAAGUUUUUCCAAUACUUGUACGGACGGAAGUUCAGCUUGCUUACCGACAAUCAGGCAAUCUCGAAGAUCUUCGGAGAGCACAAAGGAUUGCCGGUCAUGUCUGCAUUGAGGAUGCAACACUACGCUACGUAUUUGCAGAGUUUCGAUUACGAGAUCCGGUUCCGGAAGUCUACGGAUCAUGCGAAUGCUGAUGCCAUGUCGAGAAUUCCGUUAGGAGUAGCUGAUCCCCAGAAUGAGAUUGAGGAGUCGGAUGCUGUGGAAUUGAGUCAAAUCGAUACUCUACCCUUGACUGCUGCCGAGUUAGGUCAAGCUACGGCGGGGGAUCAGACGGUGCAAAAACUGAUCCAAGGCAUCAAGCACGGCCAGCUGGUGGAAGCGAAGGAUCGUUUCGGAAUCGAACAGAACGAAUUCUCUCUACAAAAAGGAUGCUUGCUUCGGGGAAUUCGAGUGUACGUGCCUACAGUUCUCCGGAAACGUGUGCUGGAUGAAUUACAUUCUACUCACUUCGGUACAACCCGUACGAAGUCGCUGGCAAGAGGCUAUUGCUGGUGGCCUGGUUUGGAUCGGGAGAUCGAAGAAUUGAUUGCGAACUGCGCUGACUGCCAGUCAGUACGUGCGGAACCUGCGAAGAUGAACCUUCAUUGCUGGGAAUCACCAAGUGAACCGUUUCAAAGGGUCCAUGUUGACUUUGCAGGUCCUUUCAUGGAUACUUACUUCUUCAUCUACGUGGAUGCGUUCAGUAAGUGGCCGGAGAUCAAAGUGUGCAGAUCCAUUACGGCCGAAUGCACCGUAAACAUGUGUCGCAAGAUCUUCAGUACGUUUGGCAUACCGUCAGUCCUGGUGAGCGACCAUGGCGUCCAGUUUACUUCGGAAGUUUUCCAGCGGUUCCUGAAGAUGAACGGUGUAGUUCACAAAAUGGGAGCGCCGUAUCAUCCGGCAACGAAUGGACAAGCGGAGCGGUACGUCCAGACGUUCAAGCAGAAAUUGAAGGCGCUGAAGUGUUCCAAGUCUCAGCUCAACCUGGAACUGUCCAACAUUCUUCUUACCUACCGCAAGAUGAUCCAUCCGUCUACCGGGAAAUCACCGUCAAUGCUCGUAUUCGGUCGACAGAUUCGAUCGAGGAUCGACUUGUUGCUGCCGAAGAAUGAAACUUCAAGCAAGGCUGACAUUGCUGUGCGUCAGUUCUUGGAUGGUGAUCGAGUACGUGUUCGCGAUUUCUUGUCGAGUAACAAAUGGAAAUUUGGCAAGAUCGUCGAGAAGGUUGGAAAGCUUCGUUAUACGGUGCGAUUGGAUGACGGACGAAUCUGGGAGCGUCACAUUGACCAUAUCGUCGGUGUGGGCGCUAAUUUGCGGAGCGAUUCGGUGGACCCUCCAAGGGAGGAGUACAUUGAACUCGACGAACCUACAACUUCGGUUUCUGCGCCAGUGGCCCAAGCUACAGCGAAUCCUGUCGAGGAAGCUACUGGUACUGCACCGGUGGUUCCUUGCGCUACAUCUGCUGCUGCGACGAUAAUGUCUACUCCUGGAUCCCAGGAGCGUUCUUCGACUGUCGUGGCCGGUCGGUCUGCUGUGUUGGAGUGUGCUCCGACGACUCUACGACGAUCCAGCCGGGUAAUCGUACCUCCCCAGAGAUUGAAUUUGUAA